This is a messenger RNA of Branchiostoma belcheri (Belcher's lancelet), 1642 nucleotides long. RefSeq names its product phenylalanine--tRNA ligase alpha subunit-like. Gene Ontology annotation, biological process: phenylalanyl-tRNA aminoacylation. Gene Ontology annotation, molecular function: ATP binding; tRNA binding; phenylalanine-tRNA ligase activity. Gene Ontology annotation, cellular component: cytoplasm; cytosol; phenylalanine-tRNA ligase complex. NCBI's taxonomy places the organism in Eukaryota, Metazoa, Chordata, Leptocardii, Amphioxiformes, Branchiostomatidae. The record is from RefSeq and is a predicted model, not a curated record.
AUGUCUCCACUUCUAAUUUUGACAAUUUUUUUCUCUCUGUUUCUGACCCUCAGGUUCACAGAGAUGAAGACCAAUAACUACAUCGAGAGCUCCUUCUGGAACUUUGACACUUUAUUUGUGCCCCAGCAACACCCGGCAAGAGAUGAGCACGACACUUUCUUCAUAAAAGACCCAAUGUAUGCCCAGGGUUUCCCAGAGGAAUAUAUGGACAAAGUGAAGACAGUUCACUCACAAGGAGGCUUCGGAUCUCAAGGGUACCAGUACGAGUGGAAACGGGAGGAGGCCCAGAAAAACGUUCUGCGGACUCACACCACGGCCGUCAGCGCUCGCAUGCUGUACCAACUAGCUCAGCAGCAGAAGGAUGGGUUCAAACCGGUGAAGCUGUUCUCGAUCGACCGUGUGUUCCGGAAUGAGACGCUGGACGCCACCCACCUGGCCGAGUUUAACCAGAUCGAGGGCGUCGUCGCGGACUACAACCUGACCUUGGGUGACCUCAUGGGAGUCCUACACGCCUUCUUUAAGAAACUUGGAAUUGAGAAGCUGCGUUUCAAGCCUGCCUACAAUCCCUACACAGAGCCAAGUAUGGAGGUGUUCAGCUAUCAUGAAGGUCUGCAGAAGUGGGUGGAGGUGGGGAACUCUGGAGUGUUCCGUCCUGAGAUGCUCCUGCCGAUGGGGUUACCUGAGGACAUCUCUGUCAUAGCCUGGGGACUGUCACUAGAGAGACCCACAAUGAUCAAGUAUGGCAUAGACAACAUCCGUGAGUUAGUCGGGCACAAGAUCAACCUACAAAUGGUUUAUGACAACCCCAUUUGCCAGUUGACUCAGUCCUGAGGUACACAGCUCAUGUAGUUACGUGUAUGUGACUAAACCACAGUGUCACCAUUCUGUGUAACACCCCUCCCACUGGUCAGGAGGCUUGAUAGCCAACACCUCUAAGUCUAAAGGGAGAAUUUGGGAUAUCCUGUUCUAUAGCACCCUACUCUGUAGAAUGCUGUUCUAUAAAAUCCAGUUCUGUGGAACCCUGUUCUAUGGAACCCUAGCUGUUCUGUAGAACCUUGUUCUGUGGAACUCUGUUCUGUGAAAUCAAUCCUGUUCUAUAGAACCCAUUUCUAUGGGACCCUGUUCUAUAGAAUCCAGUUCUGUGAAACCCUGUUCUAUGGAACCCUACAUGUAGCUGUUCUGUAGAAACCUGUUCUGUGGAACUUUGUUCUAUGAUCUGUGGAACCUGGGCAGUGAGAGGUUUUGUUACCCAGAAUAACAAAGUUCUGUUGCACAGACUAACAAAGGAUGGAGAAUACUAUGUGAUGAUUUAUUAUAUUGACUGUAAAACCAUGUUAUCUAUGAAAUAAUAUUGUUCAGGUCCUCGUAUUUGAAGAAAGAAAACUUAAGACAGUGCAAAGAAAACUAUACAGCAUGAACAACAGAAGUGAAUCCUAAAAUACCUUGUAUAACAUUACUGAUAUACAACUUUUAAGUUUUGUAAUAGGUAAAGAUGUCUUUGCACAAAUAAUGUCACAUCUUUAUCAGAAAUGAAAUAAAAAGGUGUACACUAUACAGCGUAGUGCUGCCUGAAAAUAAUGUGAAAUAAAAGUACAUGUAAUAAGACGUGAUAUUUAUAAUUGGUUGGGACCAGUUAAUGUUC